Molecule: messenger RNA, 7896 nt
Organism: Stylonychia lemnae
Lineage: Eukaryota; Ciliophora; Spirotrichea; Sporadotrichida; Oxytrichidae
Source: the annotation of a GenBank genome assembly
AUGAGAAGUACGCGGUAACAAAAAAGCAUGAGCUCUUAAAAAGCAAAAUCUAAGUCAGCUAUUAGAAAAAGAAAAGAUGAAGAACUUUCAGAGGAAGAAACAAAGUAAUCGCAGAAACUGACCAGAAGUAGGAGCAACAUCAAAAUGAACAAGAGUUAGAUUUCAGCCCACACAUAAGUAGUCUACUCUAAAGGAUAGUAUGUAGCAUUCGUAGACCCAUCAUCAACCAAUAAGUUCAAGAUUGGUCAUGAAGAUGAUGAAGUCGUGAUUGAUAUCUACAAUGAAGUGGCGGCAUUGACAUUUCAAAAAGAGUCAUCAAGGUAGCCAGUCCCUGAAUACACUCUAAUCUGUGACCUUUAAGUUGUUGUUGAAAAGUCUAAUAAGAAAGGAUAGAAGACUACUCUCAAAAUCAACAAGCAGCAAUAUAACAAAGCCAAUAAGCACAUGGAUUAAGUGGUAUAAAGAAUCGAAUAAGAGAGAAGUGAUGCUGAAGAAGAUGAUGAUGAAGACGAUGAUGAGGAGGAGGAAGAAGAAGAGGAAAGUGAUAACGAAGGAGAGAAAGAAGAAGAUGAGGCCAUGAUGAAAAAAGAUAGUAAAGAAGCCAUCUUAAAGAGAAGGAUAGUCAAGCCUAUAUUACCCAACAACAAGACUCUAGACAAUAAGAAGAUAGUGGCAGCAAAAACAAAACCCCCUACUAAAGCCCCAACCAAGUCAGCAUCACCAAAAAAGAAAGCGGUCUAAAGGGCAUCUAGAUCUUAGUCAAAGCUCUCAAGAAAGUCUGUUAAGUCCUAAAAAGUAGAUGAUGAAGAUAUGGAGUCAGAGAAGGAAUAAGAAAUUGAGUCUGAAGUUGUUAUGAUUGAUACUUCAUCUAAAUAGAAGAGAAAAAGAUCUACUGCAGCUAAACCUAAGAAGGUUCCAGAACUUCCUUAAGUUGGCUAAAAGAGGAGAAGAAAUACUAAGAAACUUGAUCUCGAAGAAAGUCACGAGUCUGAAUUCGUAGGAUAGAGCUAAGAUGUAGACGAUGAGGAUGACGAUGGAGAUGAUGAGGGUGCAUCCUAACCUGUUAAAAAGAGAAAAAUGGCUGGAGGGAAAGAGAAGAUUGUCAAGCCAAAGAAAGUCGUAAGAAGGCCUACUGAGUUUAAAAAGGGCAAAUGGAAUCCUGAUAUUGAACUCAUUAAAUUGGAUAGAUAUCUUGAAAGCCCAUCAAAUGAUCUCUUUUUAGAAUGCUGCGUAAGAUGUAAUAACAAGAACGUGAUUAGAGCAGUGAUGUCUGAUAAUGAGAAUCUAUUGAAAAAAUGCAUAAAUGAGAAAAAGAAAAUCUCUUCAUUGACUUCAUAUUGGAGCUCAGAAGGUACCUUCAAUGCUAUUGACCUAAUGGUCAGCAAGAAUCAGCAUAAUAUGCUAGAGAUAAUGCUCCAUCCAAAAGUUGUUAUUCCUAAGCAUUCUACAUACGAACAAGCAAGAGAUGCUGAUUUUGUCAAUAGAGCAAAUAAUCCAUAGUACCUCAUGAAUUUUGUUGAUUCAGGUAUGGUAGGUCACAUGGCUUAUGGUACAAGAGUUAGAAAGGUGCAAAUGACCAGAGGUAAUAGAUAGGGUAACAAUGCUUUUCUUGAAUAUUAAGAUAAUCCAAACAGAAUCCCUGUGUACUAAUGCAAUGAGGAAAAAUUCCUAAUGAGAAUGGUCUACAAUCAUGAUGUCGAUUAUGAAACAAUCAAGUAGGUGAUCAAACUCAACCCAAACACUGAGGCUAUGUUCUAGACAUAUGCUUACCAUGCAGUCAGAGCAGGUAAUUACAAAGUCUCAUAUGAAUUGAUUAAGAACAUGGCUAAGUAUCCAAACUUCGGUUUUAAUCAACUACAUGUCGAUGUGCUGUCUAAAGAUGCAGUCCUUGAUAAGAUACUUAAAGUCUCAGUAAUAAAGAAAGCUAAUACAUGCAAAGAUAUCACUCCAUUAUUUUGUGCAUGCAUCAAUCCCAAUCCUAAAUUCCUAGAACAACUCUUGGAAGUUGGACCAGAUACUCAGAUAUUUGAUUAAGAUUUAAGAAGAGCCACUCAUUAUGCAGCUGCUUGCGUCACUCCUGAUAAUCUUGAAAUCCUUAUCAAAGCUGGUUUGUCCCUGCUCGAUGUAGAUAAUCAAAAAAUGACUCCUAUGCAUAUUGCAGCAAUGAUGGGAAGAGAUUAAAAUGUUAAAAUCAUUGGAGCAGCUUGCCCAAGACUGAUCAACUAAAAGGAUAAGAAAGGGAUGACUCCAAUGGCUUAUGCUUGCAAAUACGGCAAAACUGAAGUAGUCAAAGUACUUUUUGAACUCAAAGUUAGACCUACUGGCUGCGGAUCUCUGAGAAUGACUCCUCUAAUUUGGGCAGCAGCCUAUGGUCACUUUGAUCUUUGUGAAUAUCUUGUUGAAGCCAAACCAAGAAUGACCUUGAGUAAAGAUAAAUUCAAGAGGACAGCUCUGAUCCUAGCUGUUAGAAAUGGUUAUACAAAGAUUGCUUCACUACUCCUUCAAAGAGGCUCAGAAUGGUACCAUUAAGAUUCUUCAUUCAACACACCUCUUCAUUAUGCUGCAGCAUAUGGCUGGAUUGACUGCAUUAAUCUCCUUUUGAAAGCAGGAGCAGAUGUAAACUCUUAAAAUUCUUGGAAAAUCUCACCAAUCAAUAUUGCUAUGUUGAAAAACCAUCAAGGCUGUGUUAAGAGAUUGCUUGAAGAGCCGAAGGUAGAUGUAAACGGAAAGGACGAUAAAGGCAGGACUUUAAUCAUGCUCUCAAUAUUCUAUCUUGAUGAUGAAUCAGAAGAAUUCGUUGAAUAUCUCUUGAAGAAGGGAGCUGAUCCAAAUAUUGCCGAUCUUGAUGGCUUGACAUCUCUGCACUACAUCGCUAAGUAUGUCCCCAGACAAACCAAUGAACAAGGUGUUAAAGAUAAGCAGCUCUAUCUUAGACAGAUUGAGAUCUAGAAGAAAAUUACUUAGAUACUAAUUCAGUAUGGAGCUGAUCUUACAAUCAAGGAUAACCAGAAGAGAACACCUUUCACAAUAUGCCUUGAUGCUGAUAAUGCUCCUUUACUUGAAUUCUUAAAGGACAAGGUCUCAAUAAAUAAGGAACCUGAUCUAUUUUUUUCUUUCAAGAACAAAAUCUUUAAUGUCCACUAUCAAAAAAUUCUCGAAAGACUAAUCCUUAAUGAUCCUCCUACCAAAGAAACUAUCAAUUACUUAGAUGAUGAGGGUCUUACACCUUUCUUGAGAUAUAUAAAGCAAUUUGCAGAUCAAUAUGCUGCACUUUUUACUGAUAUUUAAAAUAGAAUUAACCAGCAAUCUUUCCUUCAUGGAGCGAAUACGAGGUAAUACAAACUGACAAAUGAGGAUCUCUUUGAUAAAUUCGCUGAUCAGACAAACUUCUACACUUACAACCAUGCUAUUGAUCAAGAGAUGAAAAAUAAUCUAACGAGGAAAUAUCUAGACGAGAUCAUUGUCGAGCCCUUUAUUAGAGUGCUUUAGUUCUUAAUCAGCUAAGGAGCUGAUGAGACCAUGCUUGUUUAAAAAUUAAAGAAAUACAGAGAUAUUGAACUGCAAAAGAAUAAUAUGUUUGCCCAACUUGCUAAUGGGGAAGAUGUUAAGAUUAACAAAGAGGAGGAAGAAAAAGUUCUUAGAAGAGAGGAGAAAAUGAAAAAAAUUAAAAGUUCAUAUGGCGGUAAAUCCCUUCCAACUAGAACCAAAUUCACAGGUGGAUUACCAUAGCCUGGAUUUCCAGGAAACUAGAAUGAAAAUGAGAAGUCUGAUGUUUAUGAUAAGAUAGAUGGAAAGAAGGUUCUCAGAGAAUAUGGUUAAAAUGGAAAGAGAAAUGCUAUUCAUUUAAUUAUCAAAACCCCUCAAUAGAGGUUGCUAGAUUACUUGCUGAAAUUGAAAAUUGAUCCUGACCAACCUGAUUAUGACGAAAUCACAGCAUUCAACUUAAUGAGUAGAAAUGACAACAAUAAAGCAGAUACAAUGUGGAAAGAAGCUUUCGAUAAAUUACUUGAUUUGGAAGUUAGAAUAGACUAUCCAGAUAAAAAUGGCAGGACCCCAUUCCUCAACUUUUAUGAUCAGCAGCAAUUAGAACUAUCCUUCAGAAUGCUAGCAAUGGGUGCAAAUGUCAACCAAAUGGAUACUAGUGGAUUAUUUGCAUUAAAAUAUGCUCUUAUUAGAAGAUAAAACAAUAGUAUUGAAGAAUUACUAGGUAAAGGUGCAAAUAUAAACUAAAUAGAUAACAAAGGCAGAAAUCUUCUUCAUCAUGCAAUCAACAUGUCAAGUGCCACAGCUGAUGCUACUUUCGAAACAGAGUAAUUCCUUAUUGACAGAGGUGUAGAUAUCAACUUGAGGGAUGAAAAAUUGAGAACUCCAUUACAUUAUGCUUUUGUGAAGAUUUCAGAUUGGUCUAAUUCACAGCAAAUUGAUCCAAUUGAAACAGUCAGUAGCAUUUGUGGAUGCAAAGGAUUAGAGCUUGACUUACCUGAUAAAUGGCAAAAAACUCCACUUCACUAUGCGUCACAAAGAGGUGCCUCAAUCUGCGCUAUGUAUUUGAUUUAAAGAGGAGCUAACAUGGAGAAAAAAGAUAUCUACGGAAAUACACCAUUAGGAGUAGGUUUGACAAAGAGACAUUACAACUAUGGUAUAAUUCUAAUCUAAAAAUAGGCUUCAGUGCUACCUUUAGUUCAUAAAGAAGAUCCAGAUAGAAUUAAAAAGAUGUGGGAAGAAGAAGAAAAAUAGAAAAAGUUACUCUAUAAAAUACAAAAGAAAGGAUCAAAAGGUGACUAAGAAAUGGAAGAUGAGGAAGAUGCUGAAUCAAAACAGAAAACUGCAAAGAAAAAGAAGCACAGAGAGUUAUUUAAGGCAAACAAGGUAGGUUAUUAUGAUGAAGAUCCUUAUGGUGAGGAAGAUGAUUACGAUGAUGAAUAUGAUGAAGAGGAUCAAUAUCAGGAAAAUGUUUUCAAUCAAUAGAAUGCAUUUGGAUAGCAAGUUUAUAAGCCAGCAAGAAAGAAGGCUACUGCUGCAUAUAACCCAUAUGCCUUUGGUGGUGCUGGAGGUUUUGGUAUGGGUGGUUUUAAUUAAUUUGGAGGAUAUUAAAAUAAUGUUGCCCCUGCAUAGACAGGAGAUCUUGUAGUUGAAACAGAUAAAGAGGGUGUUUCCAUGUUUAAAUUGGCUAUUAGGGGUGCUCAGCAAGGUCUUGCAUAUUUAAUGCUUGAUAAUGGAUAUGAUUUGAUGCAUGCAAUGCAAGAUGCAAUGGACGAGAAAAAGUUUAUGCUUGUCCUCACACUAUUAUCAAAGAACCCUGAUGAUGAGGUAAUCUAAUCUAAGAACAGCAAAGGUUAGAAUUUAUUCCAUAUCCUAUCAAUGAAUGCUUCAAGUUGCAAUCUAGAUCACUUAAAGAGAAUUUACGACACACUCCUUAAGAGAGGCGUAGAUGUCAGAGCUAAAGAUAACUUUGGUAGAAAUGCACUUCAUUAUGCAGUUAUUGGUUAAUCUUUUGCCCUUGUUAAUAUGCUCUUAUCAUAAUAAAAUGCUUACAAUCCAAAUGAAGUUGACAAUGAAGGAUUUACACCCUUAGCACUUUGCUUGAAAGGAGCUUAGUCAUCUAAUCUUUUCUAUCAUAUUGGCCAAAUGGUCUUGGUAGACAACAUCUUUAUGGUGCUUGUUAAAAAUGGUGCAGAUGUAAAUAUUGUAUACCCUGAAGAUUCUUACAAACCAGGACUUAGAGAAGAGGAUGUAGACGAAUAAUACAACACUAAAGGAUUAUAUUACUGCUCGCCAUUAAUUAAUUUGAUCAGACAAAAUCCAAAGAAUGAGGUUAUGAGAUAAAACUUAAUUGGUCUGAUUGAAUAUGGUGCUAAAUUGGACGUCCUAGAUAGUGAUGGAAGAGAUCCAAUAAUGCAUGCAAUUAUUACCAAUAAUACCAUGGUAGUGAAGAUUGUGUUAGAAAAUAAAAAGGCGCUCUAAGUUAAUACAAAGUGUCAAGAUAAAGCAGGAAAGAGUGCAGUUCACUAUGUAGUCAAUCCUCUUAGAUAUGGUUCAUUUGAAAAUUUAGAGAUUCUUGGACUUCUUCAUAAAUAUGGAUUUGAUUUCUUCCUGAAAGAUUCUCACAACAGAUCACCAGCUACUUAUGCUUCUGAGCAAGAAAGUGGAGUUCUAUUGAAAGAACUUGCCAAGCUUAGUGGAUAGGAGUAAUAACUCAAUACCUUCAGGAGAUAAAUUUCAGCAGUUGACACCUAAAGAUGGCCUGAAAUGAAGGUUGACUUUGAGAACGAUGCUGAUUAAUAUAUGGAUAUGGCUCAUGACAGAGAGAAAAAGCUAGCCAAAGAAAAAGAGUUUAGAGUUCCAGUUGAUAAAACUGGAAAAUUUGAAAAAUCAUAUGAAGUGUUUUAUGAUGAUGAAGAUCAUCCCUGGGAUUGCUAUUUGACAAAAGUAGAUCUUAGGAAUGGAAUUUAUGGUGACUAUGUCUUCUAUAAGAUGUAACUACUCCAUGACACUAACAGAGAUCUGUAUGUUGUGUUUACUAGAUAUGGUAGAAUUGGAGAACCUGGCAUGAAUCAGAGAACUCCAUUUAACAGCUUAGAUGAAGCCAAACAAGACUACAAGAAAAUAUUCAAGCAAAAGACUGGAGGUAAUAACUUUGAUGAGCUUGAUAAAUUCUCAAGAGUUAAGAAGAAGUACAAUAUCACUAGAGUAAAUUAUAUCACAGUGAACUAUUAAGACUAUCUGCAACCAUUUGACUAUGAUAAAUGUCCAAAAUCAAAACUUGGGUCUGAGACUUUUGAUUUGUUCGAAGAGAUUUCAAAUGUAACAAUGUAUCAAAAAGCGAUGACUCAGUUCGGUCUCGAUUCUGAUAUCCUACCUUUCAGUGCUGUUAAGAAAGAAUCUCUCGUAGAAGCUAGGUAAAUACUUAUGGAAAUUUAAGAAGCAUUGAAUGAAGAUGUUUAACUAUCAAAAGAAGGAAUAAAGGCUGAUUUCGAUGCCCUCUAAGCAAUUAAAGAAAAGAUAUGUGAACUAUCAUCCAGAUAUUAUGAACUAAUUCCACUUGAAAGAUAUAAAAAUUAGAUAGCUCCUCCACUUAACAAUCAACACUUAAUUAAGUAACAAUAUGAUACCAUAGAAGGUUUAACAAAUAUUGAAUUCGCCUCAAAGAUGCUACUUGGUGCACUAUUUAGACAACAGGAGAUGAAUCCAGUUGACUAUGUUUACCAAGCACUUAACCUUUUAAUUGAGCCACUUAGCAUUGAUAGUGGCGAAUUUGAAAUAAUUAAGUAGUACAUUGACAAUACUAGAACAGUAAAUAAUAAUUAUAGUGCUGACAACUAUGAAAUUUCAAACAUUUUCAAGCUUCAGAGGAAAGGUGAAGCUGAAAUGAUUUAGGCUUACAAGGAUGUUCCAAAUCACUUCUUGUUGUUCCAUGGUAGUGCUAUGUUCAACUUCUUGGGUAUCUUAAGUCAAGGUUUGAGAAUAGCUCCACCUGAAGCUCCCCCUACUGGCUACAUGUUCGGUAAAGGUGUUUACUUUGCUGACAUGUUCGACAAGAGUUUCGCUUAUGCUUCAAGAGGAUACAAUUAGCAAGAUAGUUACCUUAUGCUAAUGUGUGAAGUUGCUCUCGGUAAAUCUAAGGAACUUCAUUAGGCUGAAUAUAUUGAAAAGCUUGAGCACCCUUACAGCAGUGUUAAAGGGUGUGGUAGAACUGGUCCAGGAUACAAGCACACUGUUAUUUGUCCAAACGGUAUUAAAAUACCAUUAGGAAAAGUCAUUGAUUAUCAUGAAAAUGAUUUACAUAAGAGACAAUAACUCAUGUUACAACAUAAUGAGUACAUUGUCUACAAUACUUCUCAGAUUAGAAUGAGAUAUGUUGUCUAGAUUUCAAAGAAGCAACCAAAGAAGAAAUGA